Molecule: messenger RNA, 4986 nt
Organism: Spirodela intermedia
Lineage: Eukaryota; Viridiplantae; Streptophyta; Magnoliopsida; Alismatales; Araceae
Source: the annotation of a GenBank genome assembly
AUGAUGGACGUGUCGCGCGUGCAGAAGGAACUGACGGAAUGCAACAAGGACAAAGGAGUGUCCGGCGUGAGCAUCGAGCUCUACGAAGGAGCCGACGGGCGCGGAAGCCUCUCCCAUCUCCGUGGAACCAUCUCCGGUCCCAUCACCACCCCAUACGAGGGUGGGACCUUCAAGAUCAACAUCCACCUGCCCGGUAUGGAUUGCCACCUCGAGACUAGACAAAUUGCCGCCGUUGGGAGGGUUGAUAGGGUUUUUGAGCCGUCUAUCUUGUUCCUGUUUCCUUUGCAUAAUUUUCUUCAAUGUGGUCCCUCCUCUGUAUGGAAUACUCUUGGUUCUUGGUGUAAUUAGGCGUUGAGUGUUCGAAAUGGUAGAAUUCGAUGUUAUGACAGCAAUACAUGCGUAUAUUCUUCGAUGCAAUCUUUUUUUUCUCGGUAUACAUGCAACUUCGGGCGGACGAUUGAUGGUUAAGGAAUCGUUGUUUGCCCUGCACUUGUAUUCAUCUAUCAAGAACCCCACUGGGAAUUCUUCGCAUGGGUGAUCAAUUUACUUUUGCUUACAUAACUAUUGCCAUCUAAUCAGCUCUAGAUUUCCAUGAAAGAUCCGCUUCAGAAUGCAGACUAUUCAUUUUCCAUUAUAAAAUUCUUACUAUAGUUCCUAAUAGUGUGGGUUUUUUUCUAUCGUAUGUCGUCCGUGCUAAAGGCCAAACAUGCAUGUGGUUGUAAGGAAAGGGGGAUACUCAAGGACGUGAGGCAUUCUUCGAUUGUCCUGAAGUUUUCUUAGCUCCGACAUGGAUUGCGUCGAGAUUAAUUCUGAAAUGAAAAACGGGGACGGGAGGACCAAUAUACAAACCGACAUACGUAUUUACUUCAAAAAAAGGUGAAAGGAGUUAUUCAGAGACACUCGGCAGUUGAGGCAAAUAAUAAAAAUUCUGAAGGGAAGUUAAUUGCACCAUCCAAUACGGAGCUGAAAACCUGAGAGCUAAAUGAUGUGUGGCCUGCAAUCACCAGGAGACAGCUCUUACCAAAGAAAAAAAAAGAAUGCCUGUUGGCAUUGGUUCCAGACUUUAUUUAUGCUCUUAAUCUUUGCUCUAUUUUGACAUAUUUUUCGUUUCUGUACGAUUGAAAUUUUGAAAAAAUUAUCUGUCAUUUUAAGAGAUAAAUGAAUUCGUUCCAGCUGAGGAUAAUUUCAGAAUUCAAGUGUUGCUAGCGCUUAUGGUUUCCUGAAUUGCGGGCAAAAGUACCUUACGCCUUAUUGCUAAACCUUGGAUAGGUCACACCAACAACCUUAUCUUCACGAUAGUAAUGGAAAACCCAUGACUCUUACUUCACGACAUGGCAAGAUCUAUGAACAUUUAAGGAUCAAACCCAUGAUGAGUAAACUGACUGUGCACGCAGCAGGUCUGCUAGACCGAAUUAAAGUCAAAAUCUUCGGAAGGAAAAAGUUUGAUGACCGUUUCUUGGACUAAUGGGGCAGCUCUUGUUCUGUUUCUCAUAAUUCGAGUAUUGGAAAUUUCUCUUUUUCAAUGUCAAGUGAUUGUGGAUGAUCGAAUUUUCCUCAGCCAAGUAACUUUGAAAAACAUUUUUUUUGUUAUGUUGAUAUAAAUAUCAUUGUUAAUGGAUAUCAGCAUAUUUUCCAGUUCCAUGAUUUAUGCGGCUGUCAUAUGCUAAUAAUGUUCUUCUGGUCAUUCAUGCAUAUGCGUUGCCUUUUUCUCCAUAUUUUUGCAAGUUAUCUCUAGUUUGCUUCGUCAUAUAUCGUGCAACAGAUGUUCAACUAAUGGCCUGUCAAUUGUGCGUUUGAAAACUGAAAAAUAAAUAAAUCCUAUUAUUGUCUUGCACGAACAUUUCCUUCAAAUUUUUCUUCCCUAAAAUUGUCUGAAUAAAUGAUUUAUGAUGGAAUUUAAGUCAGCUACGAUUCUGAAGUGUUCAAUGGUGGAUUUCAGAUGGAUAUCCGUUUGAGCCUCCUAAAAUGCAGUUCAUAACAAAAGUGUGGUACGUACUCGAUGCAUACUCAUGGUAUUUGUUACAUUCAAUUUGCUUUACAUUCCUCUUGCACAAUGUACCCGUGGGAAAAAUUUAUCUGUCGGUUAUUUUUAUUUGAAGCCUUUACAUUCGCAUCUAAUAUUCCAUUACUAAUUUUCAACUUUCUGACUUCUGUUCAGUUAUCCCUGAAAUCUAGCAGGACCUGGGAUAAUAAUAUUGUGCUGUAUGUUGGACAGGAAACUGAUACCAUCAAUAUAUGCCACAAUACUUCCAAGAUCAUUUUGUCAAGUUUUUUCACGUGGUCCUCAGGUUUAUAUAUGUAGAAAAAAAAAUUAUAUUCUGAUUGUAACCGAUAGUUUGGUCUCUAUGUUUAUUUAUUUCCUUGUGGUCAUAAGUUCCAUCAAGACUGUUCGUGUUGUUUAAUUUAUGUACAAUGUUUUUUUUUUAAAUUCCUUUCAUUAAUUUUCAUACCUAUCAGUGUGAUUAACUAAGGUUUUUGCGUUGCUGGCCUGUUUGUUUUGACCUUAUAUUGAAUCAGACUUCACGGAUAAAUGUACUUUUCAAAAAGAAGAACCUAUCAAAAGUUCAGUUGGAUCAGUUGUCAGGGCCAUAGAAAAUAUCUAUAUUUGUGAAGGUACGCAGAGAAAAUGGGACAAUUAUGUUAAGCUAUCUUGUUGCUGAUAGACUCAAUCAAUCUUCUGUACAGAAUCAGAUAGUUGCCGUCCUGAGUUAAUUUUGAUACGUUUUAAAUUGUAUCUGAGGUUAACGUAGUACAACAUUUCGGACUAAUUGCAUCUGUAUAGGAGGUUGGAAAAUUUGACCCGAGAAGUGAUGAAGGUAGACUCUUAGGAUACAGUGAGAGUUCUAGAGUCUUCAGGGUAUACAAUAAGAGAAUAUUAGUUGUUUAAGAAACCAUAAUUGUUCACUUUAUUGAGGAACAUGAGGAUAAGAUCAAUAUGGAUAACUUAGAAGAAUUCCUAGAAAGCAGAUUUCAUGAAAUAUACAUGGACGAUAAUGCUGAUCUCCCACAACUAAAGGAUGAUCCAGAAAAUGAAAACAUCCUUCAGAAAAUAAAUUAUGUGAAGAAUCAUCCCAUUGAUCAAAUUUUAAUUGAGGUUCAUAUGGGAAUACAAACACGAUCGAAAUUGAAGAAGGUAGAAAACAUGAGUGCUCUGAUUUCUUAAACACGACCUAAAAACGUGGAUGGCGAAAUAUUAUUUUGAAUCAGAGCUUUUGAUCUUUGCUUAUCCUUUGUUGGAAUAACAUUCUGGGGUUUGCAACAAUAACUUGGUAUAUCUUCCAUCAGUGUCAUGCUUCGUUGCGAGCUACAUUUGUCUUGGUAUGUCUGUCUUUAUGGAAUUCGCCUUUAUUAUGGACAGAAAAUCUAUAAACGAAAGCAUGGAGAGAUGACAGUGUGCAAUGAUGUGUAUUCUAAUGGUCCAUUGAAAAAUAUUAUCGAAUGUGUCUCGACAAAAUCUGUUUGAUGAUAGCCCAAAAUAGAAUAUAACGUCAAAUCUUAGUUGAUGGAGUUCAAAUAAAACUAUAGAUUUAUAAGGAUUUGAUGCAAUAUAAGUAAAAAAUAGUAUUUACUGAAUAAGUCCUCUCCCAUAUGUCCCUCAAAUCACGAUACCGCCACUGCCUUGAGGUUUUCCAAUGGAUCCACAUCCGAUCCCUACUCAAACCAAAUAAUCUAAACCUAGUGCCGAUUUGUAUUUUGGAUAUUUUUUAUUUAUUUAGUGUCUCGAUAAGUUACCUUAAUGAAAUAAAAGUUAUCCUAUGAGUUUGGCUUCAAUAUAAAAUGCUUAGACAUAAUUGUCUUAGGCCAAAAGAACACAAGGGACUUAUUUACAAGGAUCCCUGAUGUUAAUGCAGCCUUUGCUAUAUUUUUCCAUCUCCCUCAAGACUCUACGGCCUCCUGGGUGAGGAAAGGUAGUUUUACCUGGCUGUAAUCUCAAGCUCAGCUGAUGGCUGAUUUCAGCUCUGUGAUCUGGAAGCUAGGAGUGGGCAUGAGGAGUUGGUUUAUAUGGCAACAGAGAUGAGCAUCUCUUUUACACCAUCUAUAGCACUGGAUAAUGACAACCCACCUGUCAUGGUGGGAACAGAUCGGGGACCGAUUUCAACACCAUGGGCAGUCUCCCAUCACAUCUGGUGACGUCUUGUUCUCUGUGGAGCAGGCCGACCAUUCUCAUUCACUGGUCCUUGCCUCUGUAAUAUUAUAAGUUUCCGUCAAUUAUAGAAGUUUAAUUCUUAGAAAAAAUAGAAAUGCCAUGAAAAUAAACUGUGUUUCAAUAAGUCAUCUUCGUGUGGGUUUGUACCAAGGUGGGCAAGAAAUCACUUUCGAAUUGCUCUUACUUACCUCUGGUUAAAACCAUGUACGUCGGUAGCUAUCAUUCAUGGCACGUCAUGCUAUUCACGGCUGAAAAUCUGUUCGUUGUUUCAUUGACCUCUUGCUUUCUCUCGCAAGGCACCCGAAUAUCAGCAGCCAGAACGGAGCCAUUUGCCUAGACAUCUUGAAGGACCAAUGGAGCCCGGCUCUCACCCUGAAGACAGCGCUGGUGUCUCUACAAGCGCUGCUGUCCACACCGGAGCCGGAUGAUCCCCAAGACGCCGUGGUUGCUCAGCAGGUCAACCCCCUCCUCCCCCGUUGACUUUACUCUCUUCACUCUACCUGCACUAUCUUCCUUUCUCUCGAUCCACUCUUGCCGGCUUAUGUUUCCGUUCCGGCAGUAUCUACGCGAUUAUCCAACGUUCGUCGCCACAGCUCGCUAUUGGACGGAAGCUUUCGCGAAGAACGUCAAUACUGGCACCGAGGAGAAGGCAUGAGGACUGUGUUUUAAGCCUCUGACCCCCAGAUGGGCCUCCAAACUGCGAUCUUUGACGCGCCAUUCCUUGGCAUCCGCAGGUGCAGAAGCUCAUGGAGAUGGGAUUCCCGGAGGAUCUGGUGAGGACUGCGCUGGAGGCGGUCAACGGGGACGAAAACUUGGCGCUUGAGAAGCUCUGCUCCUGA